AUGGCGUUCUUUUCUGCCUACGGUCCUCCCGACCAAAUGGAAAAUGACAACUUGGGGGUGGAUUGGGUUAUCCACUACAAUUUUGAGGAUCUUGAAAUCUACCAAGCUGUCGAAGAAUUCCGAGCUCUCAUCAACGAUCUUGAAGAAGCCCAUCUUCAGACACAGGUCCGUCAUGGCCAUGGGUCCUCGCUUCUGGUCUGCAUUCGUGUACCCCGCGACCACUUAGGGAAAAUGAUCCACCAAUCUCGCGUCAAAGAUUGGUUAUACGGCAUCGCCCACGAGCUUCCCGUCGGUGACGACCAUACAGUUGCGGACGCCGAGACCCCCGCCGAAGAGCUCCGAUCGGUCUACCACGCCGUUACUUGGCAAAAGUCCUUAGGAGGUGCUGGAAUCACCGCGCAACAUGGUCCAUGGAAACACGUUAGUUCAGCGUUUCCGUUGCAUGAUCCGGCCGCCAAUGCAGAACUCCUCCGGAAAUGGAGUCGGUCUAUACUAUUAACAGCAGAAGACCUAGACGCCAUUCGAGCGUUAUUUGGAGAAAAGGUCGCAUUUUAUUAUGCCUUUAUCCAUUGCUAUUCCUCCUUCUUGGUUUUCCCCGCUGUUUGGGGCGUCUUUUGUUGGCUUUAUCUAGGUCCCUAUUCCGUCACCUGUGCCAUAGUUAAUUGCUUCUGGUGCAUUGUAUUUGUCGAGUACUGGAAGAUUCGGGAGACUGAGCUUAGUUUGCGAUGGAAUGUCAAGGGUGUUGGUGCUCUGAAAGUCACCCGCGCUCAAUACGUUUGGGAUCGUGAGAUCCAUGAUCCCAUCACCGGGGAGACCGUCCGCACGUUCUCGGCACAAAAGCAGCUUCUUCGUCAGAUGUUGUUAAUCCCAUUUGCCACGAUCGCCUCUCUGGCUCUCGGCACGUUGAUAGUAGCCACGUUCGGCAUGGAGGUCUUCAUCUCCGAGGUUUACAACGGUCCCUUCAAGAGCUAUCUAGAAUUCCUCCCUACCGUGCUUUUCUCCUUGUCCCUGCCCUCGAUCACCAACAUCCUUACUCGUAUGGCUACCCGGCUCACCAAGUACGAGAACUACCGCACCCAGGACCAAUAUGACAUAGCGCAAACGUCCAAGACUUUCGUGAUGCACUUUAUCACGGCCUUCCUGCCCACUAUCCUCACAGCCUUUGUAUAUGUCCCGUUUGGGGCCUGCAUCCUGCCUUAUCUGGAUGUCUUCCAUGUCCGCGACGACUCCAAUACCAUUAACACCGCCAAGGUGCAUAUUGAUCCCGCCCGCCUGCAACAAGAGGUGAUCUACCUCUCCAUCACGGCACAGGUCGUCAACUUCGGAGAGGAGGUGGUUUUCCCUUAUGUGAAACGUGUCUUGUGGCAGAAAUGGCGCGACUACCGGGAAAAGCGAGAGACGGCGAACCACACGCGGCGCUAUUCGCGCCAGACCGACCGACUUCUUGCUGAUUCUCCUACCGAGGCCACCUUCCUCGCGCGGGUCCGGAAUGAGGCCGAGGCGGAUGAGUACGAUGUCCAGGAAGACAUUCUUGAGAUGUGCAUACAAUACGGAUAUCUGGCACUGUUUGGGGUGUCUUGGCCGUUGGUUCCGCUAGGAUUCCUAGCAAAUAACUGGCUAGAGCUGCGCGGUGAUUUCUUCAAGCUGAGUCUCGAGUGUCAGCGACCGCCACCCAUCCGCGCAGAUUCGAUCGGGCCCUCGUUGCAAGGGAUGGAGCUCCUCACCUGGCUGGGGACUUUGUCCACUGCCGCCAUUGUGUACCUGUACCGAGACGGACUAGAAGUGGUGAACACCACUUGCCUUUUGUUGUCUCUCCUGGUGGCGGAAUGGGCCUACCUCGUAGUACGAUUCGCGGUGCGCAUGGGUCUGAAGAAGCUGUCGAUUGGAAUGCAGCGGCGGGAAUCGGCUAAGCGGUACGCAGUACGCAAGGCGUACUUGGAUACCUUCUCGAUGGCGUCAUCCCCCCGGGCUAAGACUCGGGUGCGGUUCCUGGACCGAGUGAGCGUGUACAGCACGGCGACAGAUUUGCAGACGGGGCGGGAAGAGGAACUCCAAGAUGACAAGAGUGGGAGCCCGGUGGCCCAGGCAUUCUGGUCCUGGCCUAAACUGGAGGAGACGGCGGACGCAGGCGUUCGGCUGAUCAAGGCCCUGAGUAUGGAGGAGACGAAGACAGUGAAAGUUGGCAAGGGAGCAUAG
This is a messenger RNA of Aspergillus tanneri, 2196 nucleotides long. Its product is annotated as anoctamin family protein. Gene Ontology annotation, molecular function: chloride channel activity. Bases 1 to 2196 code for a protein of 731 amino acids. The transcript is spliced from 4 exons. The record is from RefSeq and is a predicted model, not a curated record. Gene Ontology annotation, cellular component: cortical endoplasmic reticulum. Lineage: Eukaryota; Fungi; Ascomycota; Eurotiomycetes; Eurotiales; Aspergillaceae. Gene Ontology annotation, biological process: chloride transmembrane transport.